AUGGAAUCUUCAUCUCUUAAGGAUAUUGGACAUCUAACUAAGUUCAAUGGAAGCAAUUUUCCCCGUUGGAAGUGUGGUUUGAUAAUUCUGGAACAACAUGGUCUCUUAGACAUCAUUGAUGGAGUGGAACUCAAACCCGCAGAGACUAGAGGAGAAAAUGGUAUAGUCACAAACGCCAAUCUCAUCAAUAAAUGGAAAGAGAAAGAUGUCACUGCAAGGAAUUAUCUCUUCGCUACGACCGAUGACGAACUUCGUGACACCUUGUGCACAUCUCUUACUGCUGCGGAUAUGUACGACAGGAUCAGAAAUCAACAUGCUCGAAAUGCAGCUGACAAUAGGCUCAUCUUACUUCAACAAUUCACUGAGUAUAAAUACAAACAAGGACACAAUAUGACAAGCCAUGUCACUGCUAUUGAACUCCUGUGGUCAAGACUCAAAGAAGUAGGUGAACAAAUACUAGAGACACAAGUAAUGUCGAAAAUUCUGUCCACUCUCCCAUCUACCUAUCGUCAUUUCUACACAACAUGGAACAACUCACCCGAGGAAGGCAGAACUGUCAAGCUACUUCUCGCAAAGCUUCAGGAAGAAGAAGCAAUCUCUCAAGCCUUUACUACGAAUCAAGACGGGAAUGCAUCUCAACAAGGCGGAGCCUAUGCAGCAACUAAUUUUCAAAGCUACAGCCAUCCCAGUCAAUUCGGAAAUCUUCCUCAGGCAGCAUACUUUCCUUAUCAGCAGAUCGGCAGACCUCAACCUUACUUCAUUCCACGCGGAACGAGAAGAGGUGGAUACCCAGGUUUAAGAGGAGGUAGUCGCGGAUUUCGAGGAACGUAUCGAGGACGAGGGAGUUCCACCAUAUCAACAGCAACUUUGUGGUUAUUGCGGUCUUGGUCCACACAAGGUCUCAAACUGUAG
This is a messenger RNA of Daphnia carinata, 912 nucleotides long. RefSeq lists its product as uncharacterized. The transcript has 2 exons. The coding region runs from base 1 to 912 and encodes 303 amino acids. NCBI's taxonomy places the organism in Eukaryota, Metazoa, Arthropoda, Branchiopoda, Diplostraca, Daphniidae. The record is from RefSeq and is a predicted model, not a curated record.